Messenger RNA from Carassius carassius (crucian carp), 1852 nucleotides. It is a transcript of the gene coch, whose product is annotated as coagulation factor C homolog, cochlin (Limulus polyphemus). The transcript is spliced from 12 exons. NCBI's taxonomy places the organism in Eukaryota, Metazoa, Chordata, Actinopteri, Cypriniformes, Cyprinidae. Bases 121 to 1785 code for a protein of 554 amino acids. The record is from RefSeq and is a predicted model, not a curated record.
UUCCUCAAUAUCCAGACACCUCCGGAAUAUCAUCCAUAACGGAAUUACCUUAUUUUUCUCUAUAAAGCUUUUAAGGCUGAGGAAACAUCAUCCUACACAAUAUCUAUAUCUUCAUUAACCAUGUCGAUGUGGUUUGCUGUACUUCAUGUAUUAGGUAUUCUGUCUUUGACAUGUUGCACAUUUGGAUCUGAUUUAAAUGUUCCGACACCAAUUAGCUGUGGGACGCGUGCGGUGGAUCUACCAGACAUACGUCAGAUAGUGCUCUGCCCAGCAAACUGCACUCUCUGGAGUCUGUCAGUGUUUGGUUCAGGAGUAUAUGCCUCUAUUUCCAGCAUAUGUGGAGCAGCAAUACACAGAGGAAUCAUAGGUCUCUCUGGUGGACCUGUGGAGGUUCACGGGCUGCAAGGGAGGACAAACUACCUCAGCUCUUACGCUCAUGGCAUCCAGUCUCAGUCCCUGUCCCAAUGGAGCUCAUCUUUCACUGUGGCCAGAACAAUUAGCUUGCCUUUAGAAGUGUCCAGCCAAACCAGCAGUUCUGCCAAUGUUGCUUCUGGAGCAGCCAAGAAACCAGUAAAAAAAACAGUGAAGAAACCUCCUCCUCCAACAACAGCAAACAGGGAUUGCCCAGUCGAUAUGGCUUUGCUGCUGGACGGCAGCUACAACAUUGGACAGCGGCGGUAUAAUCUGCAGAAGAACUUUGUCAGUAAGCUUGUAGCCAUGCUGAAGGUUGGAACGCCGGGUCCUCAUGUAGGAGUGGUGCAAACCAGUGAGACACCUCGAACUGAAUUCUACUUGUCAAACUAUACAACAUCCAAAGAUCUGACUUUUGCCAUCAAAGAGAUGCCAUACAUUGGGGGCAAAACCAAUACAGGCAAGGCCAUACUACACACUGUGAGGAACUUCUUCAAUCCGGAUUUUGGUGUUCGGAGGGGUUACCCACGGGUCAUUGUGGUGUUUGUCGAUGGGUGGCCUUCUGAUAAUGUGGAGGAGGCAGCAAUUUUAGCCAGAGAGUCUGGUAUUAACAUCUUCUUUGUGUCUGUCGCCAAACCUGCUCCUGAGGAGAUGAGCCUGGUGAGCGAGCAAGAUUUCAUGAGAAAGGCGGUGUGCAAGGACAACGAGUUCUUCACCUUCACCAUGCCCAGCUGGUUCAGCACCAACAAGUUUGUGAAGCCACUAGCUCAUAAACUUUGCUCCAUCGAUCAGAUGCUCUGCAGCAAGACAUGCUAUAACUCAGUGAACCUGGGCUUCCUGAUUGACGGCUCCAGCAGCGUAGGUGAUGGGAACUUUCGGCUCGUUCUGGACCUUCUGCUCUCUAUCGCGCGCAACUUUGACAUCUCUGACAUCGGCUCUCGCAUCGGUGCCAUUCAGUUCACCUAUGACCAAAGGAUGGAGUUCAACUUCAAUGACCACACCACAAAAGAUAAUGCUCUGAGGGCCCUGGAGAACAUCCCGUACAUGAGCGGAGGAACGGCCACGGGAGACGCCAUCAACUUUGCAGUGCGGAGUCUCUUUAAACCGCGCACAGGCUCCAACAAGAAUUUCCUCAUCAUCAUCACUGAUGGACAGUCUUACGAUGAUGUGAGAGUGCCAGCUAUGGCUGCCCAGAGGGAGGGGAUCACUGUGUUUACAGUGGGCGUAGCUUGGGCUCCGAUGGAAGAUCUGAAGGCGAUGGCGUCCGAGCCCAAGGAAAGCCAUGUGUUUUUCACUCGCGAGUUCACCGGCCUGGCGCAGUUCCAGCAGCCCAUCGUACGGGGCAUCUGCAGGGACUUUACAGAGUUCAAUUAGACAGUGCAACUGCUUGAGAGCAAGAAUAGAAAGUAAGAAGUGCAGGAAAGGAAGGAGGAAAAAAAAG